Solanum stenotomum is the source of this 1321-nucleotide messenger RNA. Its product is annotated as alpha-dioxygenase PIOX-like. Gene Ontology annotation, molecular function: oxidoreductase activity, acting on single donors with incorporation of molecular oxygen, incorporation of two atoms of oxygen; peroxidase activity; heme binding. The transcript has 7 exons. Gene Ontology annotation, biological process: response to oxidative stress. The record is from RefSeq and is a predicted model, not a curated record. NCBI's taxonomy places the organism in Eukaryota, Viridiplantae, Streptophyta, Magnoliopsida, Solanales, Solanaceae. Bases 66 to 1316 code for a protein of 416 amino acids.
GGGGACGUUACCUCCAUAUAUACUCCAAAUCAUAUUAAAAGUGAUAUUAAUUUCCAGUAUAAACAAUGUCUUUUGUUAUGCUCAAGAAUCUCUUGCUAUCCCCUCUUCGUAAAUUCAUCCACAAAGAUUUCCAUGAGAUCUUCGAGAAAAUGACCCUCAUCGAUAAAUUAUUUUUUCUGAUUGUUCAUUUUAUUGAUAAGCAUAACUUUUGGCACCGGCUACCGGUGUUCUUUGGGCUACUUUAUCUUGGAGCACGGCGGACUCUUCACCAGCAAUAUAAUUUGAUCAACGUCGGUAGAACACCUACCGGCAUUCGAUCAAAUCCGGCAGAUUACCCUUAUAGAACUGCUGAUGGAAAAUUCAAUGACCCUUUUAAUGAAGGAGCUGGCAGUCAAUUUUCUUUCUUUGGCAGGAAUAUGAUGCCUGUUCAUCAGGAUAAUAAGUUAAAGAAGCCAGAUCCAAUGGUAGUAGCAACGAAGCUGCUAGCACGAAGAAAAUUCAUAGACACUGGAAAACAAUUUAACAUGAUAUCUGCCUCUUGGAUACAAUUUAUGGUUCAUGAUUGGAUCGAUCAUUUGGAAGACACUCAGCAGGUUGAGCUAAGGGCACCAAAAGAAGUUGCUAAUGAAUGUCCUCUCAAGUCCUUUAGGUUUAACAAGUCCAAGGAAACUCCUACAGAUUUUUAUGAAAUCAAAACCGGUCACUUGAACAGCCGUACUCCCUGGUGGGACGGAAGUGUAAUUUAUGGAAGUAACGAGGAUGUUUUGAAGAAAGUGAGGACAUUUAAAGACGGGAAACUGAAACUAUCAGAAAAUGGACUCAUCCAACAAGAUGAAAAUGGAAAAAUUAUUUCUGGUGAUGUUCGUAACACUUGGGCUGGACUUUUAACACUACAAGCUCUCUUUGUUCAAGAGCACAAUGCUGUUUGUGACACUUUGAAGAAAGAAUAUCCAGAAUUAGAGGAUGAAGAGUUGUAUCGUCAUGCAAGGCUAGUCACUUCAGCUGUCAUUGCAAAAGUUCACACAAUAGAUUGGACUGUUCAGCUUCUCAAAACCGAUACUAUGCUUGCUGGAAUGCGUGCCAAUUGGUAUGGAUUACUAGGAAAGAAAUUCAAGGAUACAUUUGGGCAUGUUGGUUCCAUUUUAAGUGGUGUUGUUGGAAUGAAAAAACCUGAGAAUCAUGGAGUGCCUUAUUCCCUAACUGAAGAAUUCGUGUGUGUUUAUAGAAUGCAUCAACUCUUACCUGAUACACUUCAGCUAAGAAAUAUAGAUGCCACGCCUGGACCAAACAAAUCUCUCCCUUUGACUAAUGAGUAAGCCCU